This is a messenger RNA of Magallana angulata, 856 nucleotides long. Its product is annotated as universal stress protein in QAH/OAS sulfhydrylase 3'region-like. NCBI's taxonomy places the organism in Eukaryota, Metazoa, Mollusca, Bivalvia, Ostreida, Ostreidae. The transcript has 5 exons. The record is from RefSeq and is a predicted model, not a curated record. Bases 202 to 699 code for a protein of 165 amino acids.
UUGCUCCCUGCUUACUCGAGAACGAACACACGCGUUCUCAUCAACAGCCACAGAAAAGAUGAAACAAACGGAGAGAGAACACAGAAGCCAUAUCAUGACCUAUCUUAAGUGGCUGUGUGUCAUGGAUUGAGAUUGUGUUUAUCAAUUUACCGAGUAUUUGAUGUUCUAGCUUGUGAGCAGACGACUUGAAUUACAUGUACCAUGGCUACGGCCAGUACCAAGAAACGACGUACCGUUGUCAUAGCAAUGGAUGGUAGCGAGGCCUCUUUGAAUGCCUUCAGUUGGUAUCGUACUCGGGCCAAAAUGGAGGAUGACCGUAUAACGUUGAUUCAUGCAGUGGAAAUAUAUCGAAGCAUCUAUACCGCCCCUUGGUUUCAGGACAUUCCUUUUGCUAUUGAUGUGAACGCUGUAAGAGCAGCAUACGCCAACCACAAAAUAGAAACGGAAAACAAAUUGUACGAUUUGGCUCUCUUAAUGAAAGCAUACUGUUUAGAGGGAAAAGUUCGGAGCGUCCAUGCGGAUAAGCCGGGAGAAGGAAUAGUUCGUAUCGCGGAGGAGCUGGGCGCCGACCUGAUUGUGAUGGGGUCACGUGGGGAGGGAGCCAUGAGGCGGACGAUAACCGGAAGUGUUAGUGACUAUGUUCUUCACCAUUCCACAGUUCCGGUUCUUAUCUGUCCACCAAAGCACCGACCAAAAUAAAAAAAUGCGUUUUUAUUAUUUUCCACACGUCGUUUGAUGUAUACAUGUAUAAUGCACACAUUUUAUUUAACGAUUUGUUGUGUGAAGUUACUUUUUGAAGUUAUGUUUUGCACUUUUUUAAUGUUUUAAGAUCAAUAAAGUAAAACAGUAUAUUAUA